Messenger RNA from Venturia canescens, 1729 nucleotides. It is a transcript of the gene Ran, whose product is annotated as RAN, member RAS oncogene family. Gene Ontology annotation, cellular component: nucleus; cytoplasm. The transcript has 3 exons. The coding region runs from base 196 to 843 and encodes 215 amino acids. Gene Ontology annotation, biological process: protein import into nucleus; ribosomal subunit export from nucleus. The record is from RefSeq and is a predicted model, not a curated record. NCBI's taxonomy places the organism in Eukaryota, Metazoa, Arthropoda, Insecta, Hymenoptera, Ichneumonidae. Gene Ontology annotation, molecular function: GTP binding; GTPase activity.
GUCGUCUCCCGGCAUUUCGCUCGCCCCGGAGGAACGCCAUUGUGAGCCAUAACGACUGUGCGCCACGGUAAAUUUUAUCGUCCACUUUCACGUCCUGUGUUAUUAUUCGUACUACCCGGGAAAUUUCCUUCUCGCCUCAAACAAACAUCUUUCGAAAAAUUUCCUGCCAGCCAUAGUCCAAUAUAAUCAUCAAAAAUGGCACAAGAGGCGGAUAUGCCGACGUUUAAGUGCGUCCUAGUCGGGGAUGGUGGUACUGGAAAAACUACCUUCGUUAAACGCCAUUUGACGGGUGAAUUCGAGAAGAAAUAUGUGGCAACUCUCGGUGUGGAAGUCCACCCUCUGAUUUUCCAUACCAAUCGUGGCCCCAUUCGGUUCAACGUUUGGGAUACCGCUGGUCAAGAAAAAUUUGGAGGUCUUCGCGACGGUUACUACAUUCAGGGACAGUGUGCCGUCAUCAUGUUUGACGUUACGUCACGUGUGACGUACAAAAAUGUACCAAAUUGGCAUCGUGAUCUUGUCAGAGUGUGCGAAAACAUACCCAUUGUACUGUGUGGCAACAAGGUCGACAUCAAGGACAGAAAAGUCAAAGCCAAGAGCAUCGUCUUUCAUCGGAAGAAGAAUCUCCAGUACUACGACAUCAGUGCCAAAAGUAAUUACAACUUUGAAAAACCGUUCCUCUGGCUAGCGAGAAAAUUAAUCGGCGAUCCGAAUCUUGAAUUUGUCGCGAUGCCAGCGCUUUUGCCACCAGAAGUUACCAUGGAUCCUCAGUGGCAACAACAAAUCGAGAAGGACCUCAAGGAGGCACAAGAAACGGCAUUGCCCGAGGACGACGAGGACCUCUAGUUGUAUUAAAUUAUAAGGAAAACCAAGCACACAAACACACUCACACACACACAAUCUACAUCUCUGAUUUUUUUUUAAUACACUACCGCGAGGCAGGGCCUAAACAAGAUUUUUUUCGCGGACUUCGAAACAUUUUGUGCUUCAAAAAAUUCCCGUGGAAAAAUGUUUUUUUUUCCGACGAGAGUAAGAAAUGUUUGUGUUAUCUCAAGAUCGAAACUUUUUAAUUGCCCUAAAUCGAAGAAUAAAAGAUGAGAAAAAUUCCAAAUUUUGGACCAAACCGAAUAAAGGAUUUGUAAUGACCGGAAACUGAAAUGAUUGCAACUAAUAAUGCCCCGCGCAUGCAAAGAGAGAGGGAGAAUCAGCAAAAUGGAACGUUUUUCUAGUUGUUCCUGUGUUGAGUGUAAUAGAACGAAUGGUUUCAUUUCCGAAAUGGAAGUGAAGGAAGAAAAAAAUAAAUGCAGUUUGUAGUCCAUUUGAAUCUAUCCACGAAACUAUUCACUUCGCGGGCUGUUUACUAUUUUUAUAAGCGAAAAAAGGAAGUAAAAAAAAAAUGAAUGUAUGAUUUUUUGAGACCUUAAAUUAUGAGAUAAUGGAUUUCUCCCUUCCCGUUACUGCCCCUAGGAGUACAGAAAUAAACAUUUACGUAAGAAUGCUGUUUAAAAAAUCUAAAUCAAAUGUUGGUAAUUUGGCAUUGGUCAUCUGGAAUCGACUAGUUCCGAAGACCGGCCAGAAACAGCCCAAGUUGUUGAAUAAAUUCGAAUUUUCCCGCUACAGAAAAAUGGAAUGAUUAAUAAAUAAAUGAAAAAAAUCCUUUCUGCAGCAUAUUAUGUAACUCGUGGCUUUGUCUAAAAAUAAAACAUCAAACAUCUACGUUGCUCCAUGAUAA